UCCUUUUUACUAUGACUCUUCCCAUCCCACAUUGUUCCUCAAAGGCCCCUCUACCGUAAGGAUUUCAAAAAAUUGCCCCCCCAAAUACCCACCGACACUCCUCACCCACCCACCCCCACUACCAGCUCCCAAAAGCUGCCACGCAGCUGGCUAGGAAAGAAAAGGGAGAGGGCUCCUCCGGGAGGGGGAAGAGAGAAGGGUGGCGUCUCUAGGGAUUUAACCUCCUACCCUCAGUUACAUGACGCCACCCCCUCCCACCAAAGACUGGGAAGGCGCCUCCAUUUUUGUUUUGGGGCGGAAGGGCAGGGGCUCGCGGAUGGCAGGGGUCAAAGGAAACGGUGAUUAUCACCUGUGAGAGGAAAAGGGGUGCUGUCCUCCCUCCUUCCCUUUUCUUCAGUCUGCACCCCUUGCAAUCCCCCCUAGCUUCUCAGGGUCUCCCCCCCUUGUUGCUAAGGCCCGGACCGUCAUCCCAGCAACAGCCUCAGUCAUGUGACCGGCAAUGGCGGCGCUGACGAGAGCUGCACUUGGAGGUGUUGUGGGGACAACCCUGUAGCUGAAUGUGACCAGACUCCGGUGAUACAUCAGGCCCCUUCAGCUGAACCCUUGAGUGAGCCCCGCCCCUGCCUAAAUGCCAGACUAGGGAGCUGACAGGCAGCGCUGCGUGUGCUGAGUUAAAAGUCCUGGUAAGCUGAGUGUGGAUGGAAAUAGAGAGAUUUCUGCAGCCAUCACCUUCCAUGGGCUUUCCAGGUUGCACAACCUACAAGUAGGGAGCAGGGAAAGAGAGUGAGCCUGCAUGCCAAUUCUAAGCUCUUCAGGAUCAAAUGUCGUUCGUCCUGUCCAGAAUGGCAGCCUGUGGAGGCACCUGCAAGAAUAAAGUGACUGUUUCCAAGCCUGUGUGGGACUUCCUGAGCAAGGAGACCCCAGCCCGGCUGGCCCGGCUUCGGGAGGAGCACCGUGUGUCCAUCCUCAUAGAUGGCGAGACUUCUGACAUCUAUGUUCUGCAGCUUUCCCCACAGGGCCCUCCCCCGGCCCCUCCCAAUGGGCUCUACCUGGCCCGGAAGGCUCUCAAGGGGCUGCUAAAAGAGGCAGAGAAAGAGCUAAAGAAAGCUCAGAGGCAGGGGGAGCUUAUGGGCUGCCUGGCUUUGGGGGGUGGAGGGGAGCACCCUGAGCUGCACCGCCCAGGCCCACCCCCUCUCCGAGCAGCACCACUGCUACCCCCAGGGGCACGGGGGCUCCCUCCUCCUCCUCCUCCCCUGCCCCCUCCUCUUCCUCCCCGCCUUCGGGAGGAGACAGAAGAGCAGGAGAGCACCUGCCCCAUCUGUCUGGGGGAGAUCCAGAACGCCAAGACAUUGGAGAAGUGCCGGCAUUCAUUCUGUGAGGGCUGCAUCACCCGGGCCCUGCAGGUGAAAAAGGCCUGCCCCAUGUGCGGCCGCUUCUACGGGCAGCUGGUAGGCAACCAGCCCCAGAAUGGGCGGAUGCUGGUCUCUAAGGACGCCACCCUCCUGCUGCCCAGCUAUGAGAAGUACGGCACCAUUGUCAUCCAGUACGUCUUCCCGCCCGGUGUCCAGGGGGCUGAACACCCAAACCCAGGAGUUCGGUACCCUGGCACCACACGGGUGGCCUACCUCCCGGACUGCCCUGAGGGCAACAAGGUGCUGACCCUGUUCCGCAAGGCAUUUGACCAGCGUCUCACCUUCACUAUUGGCACGUCCAUGACCACAGGGAGACCGAAUGUCAUCACCUGGAACGACAUCCACCACAAGACCAGCUGCACAGGGGGACCCCAGCUGUUUGGGUACCCGGACCCCACCUACCUGACCCGGGUGCAAGAGGAACUGAGAGCCAAGGGUAUCACAGAUGACUGAAGGACAUCCCGUUUGCCAAGGCCCCUGCUGUCCUCCUCUACUAGGACCCAAUGGAAGCCUCUGUUCUCCUUUCUGCCCCCUGCCCCCCACACCACACAAGUAGGGGACCUGUCUGACUGGGAAGGGAGUUCAGAGGGGGAGGGGGCAAUCCCUUCUCCUGUCCCCCACUGGCCAAGUGUUACAGUGCAGCGUGAGCCACUCCCUUCUGGCAGAGGCUGAUCUCCAAGGCUCUGCUCUCUGCUCCCCAUGUACAUACUCCCAGUUUCCCUGGCCCCUCCAUUGCCCUUGGCUUUUUCUGGUAUGUGCUGUGCUCCAGUAACUAAACUGAGAAAGGACCUGGGUGGAGAGGGGAGGGUCUCUUGAACCACCCCACCCCACCCCACCCACAUACUGCUCCACUGCUGAGCUCUACCGCUGAAUUUGGGUACAGGGAAAAAGGAAUUGGGCUAAUGUGAGUCCUCCCCGCCCAUGGAGCCAGCUGUGUGUGUUCAUCAGAUACAAUUCUCUUACCUUGACCUUGUCCUUUCUCUCCUGUGUCUCAGUCUCUGUCAGUCUCUCUGUCUUUCUCCUGCUCUUCUCUGCCCCCUAUAAGGAGCCUCCUUACCCUGUUCUGGAAUCGCCGCCAGACUGUAGCUUUUAAUUUAAUAAAAAUAAAGUAAAAUAUGCAACUCUUUA
Messenger RNA from Microcebus murinus (gray mouse lemur), 2540 nucleotides. RefSeq names its product deltex E3 ubiquitin ligase 3 (gene DTX3). NCBI's taxonomy places the organism in Eukaryota, Metazoa, Chordata, Mammalia, Primates, Cheirogaleidae. Gene Ontology annotation, biological process: Notch signaling pathway; protein ubiquitination. The record is from RefSeq and is a predicted model, not a curated record.